AUGGAUGAUAUUGAGAAACGAUCCAUAUCUUCACCAUCUUUGACAUUAGAACAAAUGUUGAUAAAAAUUGGCCGAUUGGAUUCCAUGAAAUCAACGCCAGCCAUUCAUCAUCAUCCACAAACGGCCAAAAAUUUUCUUGGUGAAUUUGCUCGAUUCUAUAAUGUUGGUGUUGUUUUCGACGAAACACCGGUUAAAUCUAACCAUGAAUACCAAAAUCCAAUUAUUUCAAUUGAAUCGACAAAAUCAAAGUUUCAGAAACCCAAACGUAGAGAAAUUUUUUCGAUAGCCGAUAUACAACCACAAGCUGAAUGUGUACCUGAAUUAAAAACAAUACAAUUGAAUACAGCAUCUGCAACUGCAGGUGAUGUUGGUCAACAACAACAACAACAGCAUCAUUGGCAUCGAUCAAAUAACCAGGAUCUUUACUAUCCACAUUGUAUACGGUUACCUCGUUGUGGUGGCUGUUGUCCAUCACAGCGGUUACUCUGUCGACCUAAAUCAAUUACAUGGCAUAAUGUUUCCGUUAUGCAUGUACAAUAUUCACCAACACAGCGACGAUUCCGUUUUAGUGGAAUUCAACACAUACGUGUUGAAUAUCAUCAACAAUGUGGCUGUGAAUGUAUUCAACAAUCAAAGGAUUGUAAUCAUGGACAAAUCUAUCGGCCAAAUGAAUGUCGUUGUGUUUGUUCAUUAAAUGAUCGUCUACAAUGUGUACGUCAGAAUAAUUAUCGUAAUCAAUCUAUGCCAACGUUUCGUUUUUGGAAUGAAAUCAACUGUCAAUGUCAAUGUCGAUUACCAACCAGUAUAAAUCAAUCGAAACAAAUAUCAAAAAUAGAAAAUUGUCCAUCAGGUUAUCAUUUUAAUUAUGUGAGCUGCAGAUGUGAACAAAUUGCUAUUAGAAAAUUAAAUAGGACAGAAGAUCCAAUCAAUUCAGCUUCAUUAUCAUCCACUACACGGAUGAAUCGAUCUAUUAUCAAUAAUUAUCAUCAUAGUAAUCAUCGAUCGAAUGUUCAACAAAAACAACAACAACAACAACAUCUGUUUACAUUCAAUCAGAAUAACCGAUUUCAUCGAUUAUUUUUUCGUCAACUAACAUCAUCAACAUCAACAUCAUCAUCAUCGACAUUCGUAUCACUAAAUAAAUUACCAACAAUAGAAAAAAAAGAAACAAGAUGAUUAUAAAGAGGAUAAUAAUAUAUAUAUAUGUCAAUAAAAGAAAAUAAGAUAAACCAGGCCGUUGGUGGCAGCAUCGUCGAUAAUAAUGACAAAUUGAUUUAACCAUUAAAAAAAAAGUUUAUUAUUGAUUAAAAAUAAACAAAAAAAAAAAAAAAAAAAUAGAAUUCCUACUACAAUCUAUGUAUGACUCUUUGUUUUGGAUACAUCA
Dermatophagoides farinae (American house dust mite) is the source of this 1384-nucleotide messenger RNA. Lineage: Eukaryota; Metazoa; Arthropoda; Arachnida; Sarcoptiformes; Pyroglyphidae. The record is from RefSeq and is a predicted model, not a curated record.